This is a messenger RNA of Moneuplotes crassus, 746 nucleotides long. NCBI's taxonomy places the organism in Eukaryota, Ciliophora, Spirotrichea, Euplotida, Euplotidae. The record is from the annotation of a GenBank genome assembly.
UUAUAUAACAGUUGUGAUUUCACAAAGGUUCGCUUAAUGAUAAAUUUAGCGUAUGGCCCAGACUUGUAAAGUCUUCAUGAUUAACGAAGUACUCCAUAUUUAUCAAAUUUCUUUAAUAACAUUUUUUAAGAAAAUUUCUUAUUUAGGUUCAAGCCCUCUAAAGAGGCUGAAAGUUGGCAUAGAGUAUAGUUUGAAUUUUUUAGUUAAAAUCCUUUAAAGUUCUUUGGACUAGGACUUGAUACUGACUUUUCCCUAACUAAAAUACUGAAGGUCUCCUUGAAGUCAUUAAAUAUUGUGUUGCCAAGGGAUGGAAAUAUUGUCUUUAGAAGCUCAAAUAGCCCUCUUAAAGAGGCAAUUAAUAGAAAAGAACAGUAGGAGAGUAAUAACUGGCUUUAAAGACAGACUUUUAGAGCGUGAGUCAAUAUGCCAACUCAGAAGUUCUUCCUGUUGAAUCGAGAACUUAUUCUCAAAUCUCAAGAACUAGUCCUCAAGUAUGAUUUUUGAUAAAAUUGUGAAGAAUUUCUUUAUAGAAAGUUUGCUAGCAUCUCAAGCCAGAUAUAGCCAUGCUUCUACUCACUAAACUCAUUGGGCUCUUGGAAGUUCAUAUUUGAAUACCUGAAAAGGUAAAUCUCCUUCAAUAUUUUCUUCGCAUAAAUGGCUACAACUCGAAGUGGCUAGGGCUCAGAGAGACAAGCAGGAGCUUCCUAGUCUCCAUGUAGCUCCUCUAUGAUUAAACUGUGUUAAUA